Messenger RNA from Dinoponera quadriceps, 1507 nucleotides. It is a transcript of the gene Fkbp39, whose product is annotated as 46 kDa FK506-binding nuclear protein-like. The record is from RefSeq and is a predicted model, not a curated record. NCBI's taxonomy places the organism in Eukaryota, Metazoa, Arthropoda, Insecta, Hymenoptera, Formicidae. The transcript has 4 exons. Gene Ontology annotation, molecular function: macrolide binding; peptidyl-prolyl cis-trans isomerase activity. Gene Ontology annotation, cellular component: chromatin; nucleolus. Bases 248 to 1432 code for a protein of 394 amino acids.
AAAUUGUAUUAUCACCUUUACAUCCGCGAUUACAUUUCGCUCUUGUGUGCGCAAGUUUUGUGCCCCUCUCCUGGAUCCACCAUCACUGAUCGUCCAUUACCCACCACUGUGUGACGAUCAUUUCGGGUUUGUCCGUCGGAGCAGCGCAUAGUCGCGUUAAACGUGGCUUGGAGUUCCAACGGUCGAAAUACGUAUAAGUUAAUUUGUUUUAUCUCGAAGGAAAGCUCGCAAAUAAUAAUCAGCCAAGAUGUUUUGGGGUUUGAUAAUGGAACCGAACAAAUGGUACUCGCAAGUCGUAGAGAAUUCGUUCCACGUGUCGAUGGCAAGUUUAGAUGUUGAAACCGCCGAUGAUGGAAUAGUACAAGUAAUAUUGUGUUAUGGAGAUAGAAACUAUCUACUGUGUAGUUUAAAAAAAAAUUCCACAUGGCAAGUACCACUUGAUUUAAAUUUUCAAGAAGGAACUAAGAUAGCCUUUACAUGCAAUGGUGAAGGUCAUGUACAUCUGACUGGAUAUAUGAUUAUGGAUGAAAAUACAGAUGAUUUUGAUAAAUAUGAGGAUGAAUCUGAAAACGAGCAAGAAGAAGUACAAGUAAACAAGAAACUUCCAAAAAGGAAAGCCACAGAAUCGCCGAAAGAAGAAAAGGAAUUAAAGCGUCUAAAACAACUGGUAGAAGCGGAAUCUUCUGAUGACGAUGAUAUUGAAGAGGAUGGAAUCGACCAAGAUGAUGCUGAAGAUUCUGAUGAUGAAGAUAAUAUGCAAGAAAUAGAAGAUGAUGAUGAUGAUGAUAACGAUGAAGAAGAAGAAGAAGAAGAAGAAGAGGACAAUGAUGACGAAGAAGAUGACGAAGAUGAAGAAGAUGAGGAAGAUGAGGAAGAAAAUAAGAUGCAGAUACAAAGGAAACCAACGAAACAACCUCAACAGCAUGAAAAUAAGAAAAAACAGACUCAAGAGCAACAGCAGCCAAAGAAGAAGCACGAUAAUCAAAAAUUAAUAAAUGGAAAAGAAGUCAGAUCAGAGCAGCAAAGUAAACAACAAAAGAAGAACAAGGUAGAGCAAGCGCAAUUGCAUCAACAAAACGCUCAAAAGGAAGCAAAGAAGCGAGUCGUAGAGGGUGGUGUGCUAGUGGAGGACAAGAAAAUAGGUAACGGUGCAGUGGCGCAAUCUGGCAAGUUCGUUGCUGUUUAUAGCGUGGGUCGUUUGAAAAACGGGAAGAAGAUCGAUUCGACAUUAGAAGGAGAAGGCUUCAAAUUUCGGCUUGGCAAAGGGGAAGUGAUCAGAGGUUGGGAUGUAGGAAUCGCUGGAAUGAAAAUCGGCGGAAAACGUCGUAUUACGAUACCUCCCAAUAUGGCGUACGGAGCAAAAGGUUCCCCUCCCGUCAUUCCUGGUAAUAGCACGCUUAUAUUCGACAUUGAACUUAGGAAGGUCUAUUAAAUUUUUUAAAACAUCCGAGUGCUUGUUAAAAAAAUAAUUUAAGUAUACUUAUGUAAGUCUGUACGUUCUUCUUAU